ACUAAAAACACAUUACAUUUCUACAUAGAGUAGUUUAACUGCAGAAAAAAAAGAGAAAAAACAAGACAGAGGACCUGAAUAGGCAUUUUUCCAAUGAAGACACACUGAUGGCCAGCAGGCACGUGAAAAGAUGCUCAUCAUCCCUAAUCAUCAGGGAACUGCAAAGCAGAACCGCCAUGAGAUACCACCUUACAACUGUUAGAAUGACUGUUAUCAAAAAGAGAUAACAAAUGCUGCUGAACAUUUGUUUGGCCUUUGUGUCUUGCCAUUCCUCUGAAGAACAGAAGACACCUGUACAACUGUACCCUUUGCCUUGCAUUCUUUGAGCAAAAUGGAUAUACCAAAUCCUCCAACUUCCAAAUGUAUCACUUACUGGAAGAGAAAAGUUAAAUCUGAAUACAUGCGACUUCGGCAACUUAAACGGCUUCAGGCGAAUAUGGGUGCAAAGGCUCUGUAUGUAGCAAAUUUUGCAAAAGUUCAAGAAAAAACCCAGAUCCUCAAUGAAGAAUGGAAGAAGCUUCGAGUCCAACCUGUUCAGUUGAUGAAGCCUGUGAGUGGGCAUCCUUUUCUCAAAAAGUGUACCAUAGAGAGCAUUUUCCCGGGAUUUGCAAGCCAGCAUAUGUUAAUGAGAUCUCUAAACACGGUUGCAUUGGUUCCCAUCAUGUAUUCCUGGUCCCCUCUCCAGCAGAACUUUAUGGUGGAAGAUGAGACAGUUUUGUGCAAUAUUCCCUACAUGGGAGAUGAGGUGAAAGAAGAAGAUGAGACUUUCAUUGAGGAGCUGAUCAAUAACUACGAUGGCAAGGUCCAUGGUGAAGAAGAGAUGAUUCCUGGAUCUGUCCUGAUUAGUGAUGCUGUUUUCCUGGAGUUGGUAGAUGCUCUGAAUCAAUACUCAGAUGAGGAGGAAGAAGGGCACAAUGACACCUCAGAUGGAAAGCAAGAUGACAGCAAAGAGGACCUGCCGGUAACAAGAAAGAGGAAACGACAUGCUAUUGAAGGCAACAAAAAGAAUUCCAAGAAACAGUUCCCAAAUGACAUGAUCUUCAGUGCGAUUGCCUCAAUGUUCCCUGAGAACGGUGUCCCAGAUGACAUGAAGGAGAGGUAUCGAGAGCUUACAGAGAUGUCAGACCCCAACGCGCUCCCCCCUCAGUGCACACCCAACAUCGAUGGCCCCAAUGCCAAGUCUGUGCAGCGGGAGCAGUCCCUGCACUCCUUCCACACACUCUUCUGCCGCCGCUGCUUUAAAUACGACUGUUUCCUUCACCCUUUUCAUGCCACCCCUAAUGUAUAUAAACGCAAGAACAAAGAAAUCAAGAUUGAACCAGAACCAUGUGGGACAGACUGCUUCCUUUUGCUGGAAGGAGCAAAGGAGUAUGCCAUGCUCCACAACCCUCGCUCCAAGUGCUCCGGGCGUCGCCGGCGAAGGCACCAUGUGGUCAGUGCGUCCUGCUCCAACACUUCAGCCUCUGCUGUGGCUGAGACCAAAGAAGGGGACAGUGACAGGGACACUGGCAAUGACUGGGCCUCCAGUUCUUCAGAGGCCAACUCUCGCUGUCAGACCCCCACAAAACAGAAGGCUAGCCCCGCCCCACCUCAGCUCUGUGUAGUGGAAGCGCCCUCGGAGCCUGUGGAAUGGACCGGGGCUGAAGAAUCUCUGUUUCGAGUCUUUCAUGGCACCUACUUCAACAACUUCUGUUCGAUAGCCAGGCUUCUGGGGACUAAGACAUGCAAGCAGGUCUUCCAGUUCGCAGUCAAAGAAUCACUUAUCCUGAAGCUGCCAACAGAUGAGCUCAUGAACCCCUCACAGAAGAAGAAGAGAAAGCACAGGUUAUGGGCUGCACACUGCAGGAAAAUUCAACUGAAGAAGGAUAACUCCUCCACCCAAGUGUACAACUACCAGCCCUGCGACCACCCAGACCGCCCCUGUGACAGCACCUGCCCCUGCAUCAUGACUCAGAACUUCUGUGAGAAGUUCUGCCAGUGCAACCCCGACUGUCAGAAUCGCUUUCCCGGCUGUCGCUGUAAGACCCAGUGCAAUACCAAGCAGUGCCCGUGCUACCUGGCGGUGCGAGAGUGCGACCCCGACCUGUGUCUCACCUGUGGGGCCUCGGAGCACUGGGACUGCAAGGUGGUUUCCUGCAAGAACUGCAGCAUCCAGCGUGGCCUCAAGAAGCACCUGCUGCUGGCCCCCUCAGAUGUGGCCGGAUGGGGCACCUUCAUUAAGGAGUCUGUGCAGAAGAACGAGUUCAUUUCUGAAUAUUGUGGCGAGCUCAUCUCUCAGGAUGAGGCCGAUCGACGAGGGAAGGUGUAUGACAAAUACAUGUCCAGCUUCCUCUUCAACCUCAACAACGAUUUUGUAGUGGAUGCUACCCGGAAAGGAAACAAAAUUCGAUUUGCAAACCAUUCAGUGAACCCCAACUGUUACGCCAAAGUGGUCAUGGUGAACGGGGAUCAUCGGAUUGGGAUCUUUGCCAAGAGGGCAAUUCAAGCUGGCGAAGAGCUCUUCUUCGAUUACAGGUACAGCCAAGCUGAUGCCCUCAAGUACGUGGGGAUCGAGAGGGAGACCGAUGUCCUGUAGGCCUCCUGGGCCCCUCGCCAGCGCUUGUGGUAGCGGCACUGCCCUGCUUUCAUGCACACACCACUGCUGCUCGAGCUGCCUGCGCUAUGUGUCUCCCACACCGAGAAACCCCCCACCCGCUCCCUCUGUAGUGAGGCCUCAGCUGUGUCCAGUGGGGACAAAACUGACUCAGUGAGAGGGGAGACAGAGGCAGCUGGGGCUUGGGCUCCCGGGAGAGAGAGUUGUACGAGUGGGAGCCUGCAUCUCAGGCCUCGGAGGAAGAGAGCCCAGUCUGUGGGCGGGUAGCUCAUGCCUGAGUUCUUACCAGCUACCCAGGCUGUGGGCCUCAGGAGUCAACUUGGAUGGUUCCAAACAAGCACUAGCCUAGCUUUCCGAAUCAAGAGUCCUUCUGUAGUCGGGUUGCCAGCAUAUCUCUCUGUCCUGAGACCUGGAGAGGACAGGCUAAGUGAAGUUUGGUACCUGGAGCUUGUGAGUGGUCAGGGUUAAAGGCGAGCCUGGCGGGGAGCAGAGGCUGAAUUCAGAGGGGAGAUGGGUCACCUUACUACCUCUUUCCUCCUGACAGGCUGCAAACUGAAGGAGUGUGGAUUCUCAGACAGAUAUUCAGUGCUGGGAGAAGGAAAGCCAGGGGCUGUCCUUCCGCAGACAUAGCGUGAGAACCAGCCUGAUGACAGUAAUUAAACUCCUAAGCUUGGGGCCCAGCAGGCUUUGAGAAAACGUCUCUGUAUACUCUGGAGAUGGAUAGAUAGGUUUUCUGAUUCCUGGGAGCAAGUGCCAGUGCCCUGUAAAGUUCUGGCUUAGCGACUGCAGGCAGGCAUUACGCCGCCACUGAAGAACUGGAGGGGUUGUGUGGCUAGGGUGUGAUGCUCUGGUUCCCUGCAGAUGCAGUUGUUUUCAGGCCUUUCAUUCCCCUUAGAGUCUGGGCCCGCAGGACCACUCUUGUUCCUCUCUUCCGGGUAGAGGGGUGUGCAGGCCUGGACUAGAGAGGGGGAAGGUUGUUGGUCGAUUUCUUUCCUGUCUGUAGCCCCUGCUGUUGGAAAGGAUGAGUUGAUAGUAUGUGUUUGGAGGUGGGCAAGGAGCUCCCGCAUUGCACGUGUCUGGGGUGGUAUCACGCGUGCAGUGCGGACGGGCAGAGUGUACUUGAAGUGUCGAGAAGAAGUAGGCUGGCCGCUUGUGCCAGUUCAUGGUGCCAUUCUCUCUGGGAUUCAUGCAAAGCAAAGCACUUUAUUUCCUUUAGAAGGUCUGUAGAUUGAGGGGGAGUUCCCACUAAGGUCUCUGGGGUCCCUGCCCAAGUCUCGUUCCUGAGGGGGGGGAAGGAGACGGUGGAAGGUUCUCCUCCAGUUCUGUCUCGUGUCCUAGUGGAGGCAGGAGGAGCUGCCUUGAAACAGAAGAACUGAGUGAGAAUGGCACCAGCUCUCAGAGCCGCCCCCGUGUCUACGGCUGGCGCUGAGCCACAGGGCACGGGGAGCAUUGUGCUGGGGAACAGACGCGGGCAGGUACAGACUGGCCUGUGGAGUGUUAGAUGAGGGAGUGGGCUUCUCCCUCCUCUCUGGGGCAGUCAGAGCCUCCCUGCCCCAGUCUGUGCUGAGCACCUCCUUUCUUUAAUUCCACUGGCCGUCCCGUGAAGCAAGGAGUCGGGUUCCCUCUGGCCAAACUGUCGCCUAGGGGUUUUUGUGGGACAUGCGCACGUGUGCGUGCACACAUACACACACACACACUCACGGACUCACACGCUCACAUCCUCUCACCACACUUGUGGGCACACGUGCACCCAGCACUGAGCACACGCCCAGCCAGGUCCUGACAGGAGUCUCUUCCCCCCAGGUGGGCCAGCGCCCACCGUGAUUCUGAAAUCUGCACCUGCUGUGGUCUGUAUGCAUUGUGUACAGUGGACACCCGCUAGCUGGACUGUGGGCUCCAAACUACUCGUAAAUUAUAGGGAAAAACCAGAGACAGGUGAAGGAGGAAGAGUCAGUGCUGUCUGAAAUGCCGGGGGCUGGCUGUGAGGAGUAGGUGGGGAAAAAAGUACAUCCAGCCUUUGAGAGGCUAGACGGACCCCACCCUCCCCUCCGGUGUGCAGAAUCACUGUGGUUGACCCCUUCCUUCCCCAGUGUCAGACCACUACUACUGCUGUUCCUCCAGCAUCCCCAGCUUUCUCCUCUGCUCUCCCCCACCUUUCAAUGACGGGUCUGAACCCCUCCCCCCCAGACACGUAAUGAUGAAUGGAGCAAGGUGGUGGGGACCGGUGGGGGAGGCUGGUAUAUGUGCGGCUCUAUUGCCAGUGAAUUUCACGCACUUUAAAGUCCUGUGGCUUGUGACCUCUUAUCUGAAUAAAGUGGUAGAAUCCAUUUGGGCAAGUUGUGUACUGUGUGCUUUGGGGUCUAGGGAUGGACCCUGGAAGGACCCAGGGAUGGCAAUACAGGGGCAGCUCGGGCCGAAGCUUUGGCAUUCUGAUCUCCGCUUGUCCACGGAGAUCUGGGGUUGGGGGAGAUCUGGGAUUGGGGGUUGGCAAGAGCCAAGCAGGCUUCCAGUAGGUGAUGCAGGGAUUCUGAGUGCUUCCGUAGAGAUUCUGGAGCCGUCAGAUUCAUUUCCUUAAAAUCAUCCCGCUUACACCCCAACCAUGAUGCCAGCUACCACACACAGACUGGGGCUCUGUCACUCUGCUUUAUUAGAACAGCUCCGAAUCUGACAGCAUAGCUUCAGAGUGGAGGCUGGAUCAGGCUUGGGUGAGUGACCAGCAGACCUCAUGAGACUUCCAACACAGGAGAAGCACACUACAGACUGUGGGCACAGGACAGGACAGUCGAUUGAUUUUUUCUUUUAUAUAUAAACUAAUAAUUUAAAAAAUUAGAGUAAUAUGUAGAGUUUCUCUAGAGAGAGAAUUUGCAACAAAAAAUAUAUAUAAAGAAUAUGACCUCCUGGGUAAAUGAAGCAGCAUCUCUGAGCGGAGGAAAGAGGGCUCCUCAUGCAUUGGAGAGGGGGGCCAAGCCUUUGGACAGGCACCAAGGCUAUUGCAUAUCUUGGAAGAGGGAGGAAGAGUAGAGGGUUGGCUAGUCAGUGUGUCUGCAUUAUUCUCUCUACAUUGCAAGUUUUUUAUGGCUUUGGCCAAAGCAUGUAAAGCAGCGGAGGUACUAAGGUGCUAAACUGAGGCCUCUCGGUCUCUGUAAAAAACAAAAAAUGGGGGGUGGGGGACAGCGAUGAAGCCCUCCCUAACCCCCAACUGAGUGGAAGCAGAUGGAAGGUGUUCUGCAGGGGAGCGGAGAGGCUGGGGGGUAUGAUUUAGCAGCUUUCUACCCCCAUACCCUGUGCAUCCCUGCAAU
Hippopotamus amphibius kiboko is the source of this 5892-nucleotide messenger RNA. It is a transcript of the gene EZH1, whose product is annotated as enhancer of zeste 1 polycomb repressive complex 2 subunit. The coding region runs from base 332 to 2575 and encodes 747 amino acids. The record is from RefSeq and is a predicted model, not a curated record. NCBI's taxonomy places the organism in Eukaryota, Metazoa, Chordata, Mammalia, Artiodactyla, Hippopotamidae. The transcript is spliced from 21 exons. Gene Ontology annotation, biological process: chromatin remodeling. Gene Ontology annotation, molecular function: histone H3K27 methyltransferase activity; protein binding.